AGCAUUAGAAAAAAAUCAAAAAAUUUUUGAAGGACUUAUGAACGAAUUAAUGACUCCUUGUGAAGAUAAUGGAAUAUGUUUAUCAGUUAGUAGUAGCAAUGAAGAAAGGCAAGCUAGUCGUGCAAGUAAACAUGCUAGACAAGCCAAUCAAGCUGAGAUAUUGCGCUGGUACUAUUACACUGAAGA
Messenger RNA from Dentiscutata erythropus, 186 nucleotides. Lineage: Eukaryota; Fungi; Glomeromycota; Glomeromycetes; Diversisporales; Gigasporaceae. The record is from the annotation of a GenBank genome assembly.